AGUUAACCUAACCUGCAUGUCUUUGGACUGUGGGGGAAACCGGAGCACCCGGAGGAAACCCACGCAGACACGGGGAGAACAUGCAAACUCCACACAGAAAGGCCCUCGCUGGCCACGGGGCUUGAACCCGGACCUUGUUGCUGUGAGGUGACAGCGCUAACCACUACACCACCGUGCCGCCUGACAGCAGUGUCAUCAUUCAAAUCAUUUUAAAAAUGAGAGUGACUGGUUGCCUUAAAUAGCUCUAUCUGAACGAGUCAGUCCCAUAUCUGGAUGGGCCGCUCUCCCCUCUACAGUUCUAUCGGGACUGGAUCAGCUCCAAUAAGCCCUGCAUUAUCCGUAAUGCCUUCAAUGACUGGCCUGCUUUGUCUAAAUGGAACAGCACAUAUCUCAGGUUGUUGGCUCCAAGCUCAUCAGCGUUGCUGUUACACCAAAUGGCUAUGCAGACGCUGUUAACGGAAAUCGUUUUGUAAUGCCUGAAGAGCGCCAGAUGACUUUCUCAGCCGUACUGGACAUUAUAGAAGGCAGAAAAAAGAGCAGGGGUGUGUUUUAUGUGCAGAAGCAGUGUUCAAAUUUGACUGAGGAACUGCCAGAGCUCACAGGAGACGUACAGGCUCACAUCCCCUGGAUGAGCGAGGCUCUGGGAAAAAUGCCUGAUGCUGUGAAUUUCUGGUUGGGAGAGGAGCAUGCCGUCACAUCUAUGCACAAAGACCCCUAUGAGAACCUUUACUGCGUCAUCUCUGGAGAGAAGACGUUUAUUCUACUCCCUCCCACUGAUCGACCCUUUAUACCAUAUGAACUGUACCAGCCAGCAACAUACAAACAGAAGCAAGAUGGCAACUUUGAAAUAGUGGAUGAAGAGGAUUCAGAAAAAGUGCCAUGGAUUCCACUGGAUCCUCUAAAUCCAGACCUGGAACGCUUUCCCUCCUACAAACAGGCCCGGCCACUGUGCUGUACAGUGAGAGCAGGAGAGAUGCUUUACCUCCCCUCACUCUGGUUCCACCAUGUCCGCCAGUCUCAUGGAUGCAUAGCAGUGAAUUUCUGGUACGAUAUGGAUUAUGAUAUCAAGUAUACUUACUUUCAACUGGUGGAAUCUCUAUCCGGAGUUGUGGGUUCACUAUGAAGCUUUGACCUCCUGAACAAAUAUUCUUCCAAGUGUGAACAGGGCAGGAGUACACUCUGAAUAGGACAAGAGUGCGUCACAAGGAACCCCACACACCUACAUUACCAAGGAGUAAUUUAAGGUCAUCGAUCCAGCUAAUGUUUUUGGGAGAUGGGAGGAAACUGCAGUCCAGAAGAAACACACACAGACAUGAGGCAAACAUGUGAGCCUCCAUGCAUACAGCAUCCUGAGCUCACAAUUGAAUCCCAGACCCUGAAGCUAUGAGAUGGCAACGAUAACUGCUGUACAUGAACAAAUCCACUUCAGCUCCUAAUCCACUGAACAAAGUAUUACCGGUCACAUGUUUAGAGUUCAUUAUUUUCAAUCACUCUGAAAAGGAAUGGCUGAUUCAUGCAGCACAAAUGGACCAGAGUUUCUGUGUAAUAAAUACAAUUUUAUUAAGUA
Messenger RNA from Neoarius graeffei (lesser salmon catfish), 1567 nucleotides. RefSeq names its product jumonji domain containing 7 (gene jmjd7). The coding region runs from base 374 to 1123 and encodes 249 amino acids. Lineage: Eukaryota; Metazoa; Chordata; Actinopteri; Siluriformes; Ariidae. The transcript is spliced from 8 exons. The record is from RefSeq and is a predicted model, not a curated record. Gene Ontology annotation, molecular function: 2-oxoglutarate-dependent dioxygenase activity.